AUGGUUCCUCCUCCACAUGCUGCUAACAGGCCUCACGUCUGCCUGACGGUGGCGCUCAUCAUGUCCAGCCUGGUGCUGGUGGACGCCUACCUGGUGGAGCAGAACCCGGGCUCCGGGCGGGUCGGGGUUUGCGUGACCGUGCUGGCGGGCGAUGCCUGCUUCCUCAUCGUGCUGCGAUACGUCGCCGCCUCUGCCGGGUCAGAGGUAGGCACCGCCAGGCGAGGCUACGCCAUGAUCCUCUGGUUCUUCUACAUCUUUGUCCUGGAGAUCAAGGUCUACUUCGUUUACCAGAACUACAGGUCUCAGGUCGAGGAGGCAGCAGGUGCAUCCAGGAGAGCGCUGACGCUGCUGCUGUCCGUCUGCGUGGCCGCCGUCUACCUGACACUCGCCAGCAUCGAUCAUUUGGAGUAUUUACGGCCAUAUAGGAAAAGAGAGGAGCUACGGAGCCGGCUGUUCUGGGUGGUGGUGGACCUGCUGGACGUUGUGGACGUCCAGGCCAACCUGUGGGAGCUGCAGAGGGAGGAGCUCCCCCUGUGGCUGAUGUUCUUCUACCGCUACGUGCUGCUGGUGCUGCCCUGCGUCUCGCUGAGCGAGCUCAGCCUGCAGGGCGUCAACAUCGCCGCCCACAGGAUGCUGCUCCGCCCCAUCCUCAGCCUGGCCGCCGUCAACGUCAGCACGCUGCUGAUCCGCGGAGGAAACCUGCGGCUCUUCGCCGACGGCCAGGUGUCGGCCGCCAUGAUGGGGAAGAACGUCAUCGCCAUCGUGGUGAAGAGCUGCAGUCUGGUGCAGUACAGGAACCGGCAGCCGGGUUCUCCUGCUGCGGGCCGAGCUGCCGAGACGCAACAGAACCCUGAGGGAGGAGUUCAGGUGUCCAACAGCCAGACGGUGGUUCUGCCCAGAGUCGUGAUCGAAGACUUCACCAGCGAGGAGGAAGAGGAGGAGGAGGAGGAGCAAACAUGA
Molecule: messenger RNA, 960 nt
Organism: Stegastes partitus (bicolor damselfish)
Lineage: Eukaryota; Metazoa; Chordata; Actinopteri; Pomacentridae
Product: transmembrane protein 121-like
Exons: 1
Coding region: 1-960 (319 amino acids)
Source: RefSeq, a predicted model, not a curated record